AUGGACGAUGAUGGAUGGGAUUUGCAUGCGGUGGUUAGGAGUUGUGCGGCUAACACAUACGUCUCUACUAUAGAAAAUACUCCAAGGUUGGAGACAGUACAAAAUGAAAGCAAAUCGAUUCCAUAUACGCGUGAGUUAGAAGAAAUUUAUAAAAGUGUUGGUAAAAGUUGUGUUCAGCCGUUACAUGUAACGGCUGGUGUUGCGGCUGCCACCAUAUGUACCAUGACUACGACCACGACCACGACCACAACCACCUCUAUUCCUGGAGAAAGAUUUGUAUUUGAACGUCCGUUUGGUGAUUCUAUAUCAUUUAUCAUCAACAAUGAAGAUCAUUCAUCUAGUCAUGCUAGAAAAAGGAAAAAUAAGAGGAAGAAGAGGGUGAUUGGAUUGAGAGAAGAGGAAUUGAGUAAUGAUGGAUGGGCAUGGAGGAAAUAUGGCCAAAAACCCAUCAAAGGCUCUCCACAUCCAAGAAACUAUUAUAGGUGUAGUACAACAAAGGAUUGUUUGGCAAAGAAACAAGUAGAACGAAGCCCCUCGGACACGUCAAACUUUGUUGUUUCAUACUACGGAGACCAUUUACACCCACGACCUACACAUCUAAGUUCGCUAGCAGGUACCACUAGGAGUACUAAAUCCAAUAUGUUGUCCGCCACAUUGCCUGAACUACCAACACUUUCUUCUUCUUCUUCUCCGCCAUCUACAUCUAGUAUUUCUCUACCAACAUCAUCCAAGGAAGAUCAAACUGAAAUGAAGGAUGAAGGUGUUAAUUGAUAAAUUUAUCAGCAACUAUAUAUUGAAGCGAAAAUUCAUCUAUGUAGUGUUGCAUAGGUGGUGUCUAAA
Molecule: messenger RNA, 840 nt
Organism: Erigeron canadensis
Lineage: Eukaryota; Viridiplantae; Streptophyta; Magnoliopsida; Asterales; Asteraceae
Product: probable WRKY transcription factor 27
Exons: 3
Coding region: 1-771 (256 amino acids)
Biological process (GO): regulation of DNA-templated transcription
Cellular component (GO): nucleus
Molecular function (GO): DNA-binding transcription factor activity; transcription cis-regulatory region binding
Source: RefSeq, a predicted model, not a curated record